Molecule: messenger RNA, 1035 nt
Organism: Durusdinium trenchii
Lineage: Eukaryota; Dinophyceae; Suessiales; Symbiodiniaceae
Source: the annotation of a GenBank genome assembly
AUGGCUGAAUUGCAGGUGGCUCCUUACAUGUGGAUCCUAGUCCUCUUCUUUCUCAGCCUGCUUCAACCCACCGAACCGGUCCGAAAUGCCUUGGAUGGACCCACCCUGGAGCCUGGGCAGCCGGUGCAGCCAACGGUGCAGCCAACGGUGCAGCCAACGCAGCCGCCAAACCAAACAGAGGAAUGGCGCCCGAGCACAGUGACUGAAGUGGGCAAGUGUUCCAUCAAGCUGGGCGACCACUUCGAUGCCGCAUCCAGCAUACUCUUGCCCUUAGACCUGGCCUGGCUUUCGGGCUCUGCGUUGAUCGCCUUGGCCCUGAUCCUUUGGACACCUGAUGGGCUCUCCACUAGAGCAGUGGGUGCCCACGGAGAGGCGCCGAUGGAGGAAGGCGCAGAUGAAGGCGAAGGUGGAGAGGAUUCAAGGUCACCGGACUCCAAAGAUGCACCUGAAAGCACCUCAGGUGCGGAAACAGUUCAACGCCCGAAGCUCGAAGCCAUCGGUUGGCAUCGGGUGGCCUUUGACUCGAUCACCAGCCAUGCUGCGGGCAUCGUCGGCUUCAUUGGCUUUCAAAAGAUUGUCGUGGCCAGGAUUGUGGCGCUCAGCGAUGCAUGCGAUCUGUGGUCCAUAGAGAACAUUUUGCUCUACACUACCCUGGCACUGUCCGUGGUGGCAGUUUUUGCCAGCUUCGUGUUCCUGGGCGUGGACUAUGCGCGGCGCUUGGCGAUCUAUGCGGCGCAGCGGAAGGGCUAUCAGCUCACGAUGAAGCCAAAGGAUCUGAAAGAGACAGGUCUUGGCAUUGCCAUCAUCCUUCUUGGUUUGCUGAUGCUGUUCCUCUAUGGAUGUGUGAUCGUCGAAGAAGCGGAAACCUCGGAUGCGGAGCAGCAGGAGAUGGUCAUUGACAAGCGUUGGGUGGUCGUGGACAUUGCCGCGGGUGGCAUCGCAUUGGCCCUGUUCUAUUUCAACCUCCGUGGCCUGCACCGUUCACCCAAGAUGCAGUUCGAUGCAGCAUGCCAUGGAGAACACAAGGGUGCUUGA